Molecule: messenger RNA, 3532 nt
Organism: Fimicolochytrium jonesii
Lineage: Eukaryota; Fungi; Chytridiomycota; Chytridiomycetes; Spizellomycetales; Powellomycetaceae
Product: Dos2-interacting transcription regulator of RNA-Pol-II-domain-containing protein
Exons: 10
Coding region: 190-3303 (1037 amino acids)
Biological process (GO): iron-sulfur cluster assembly
Cellular component (GO): cytosolic [4Fe-4S] assembly targeting complex
Source: RefSeq, a predicted model, not a curated record
CCAACUCUCGACCCUGCUCUCGACCCUCCCUUCCCAACACACCGUGCAAUUGCAUAGCACGUACGCACCAUAUAGAUAUACAUAUACAGUCAAAAGACGGUCUCCCACUGACUUAGAAGCUUCAAGAGGGGCACGAUCUAUCAACCACAGCAACGUCGCUAGAAAGUGGAAUAGAGCCGGCGGGUCAUAAUGGAGGGCGCAUUACAAACUUAUAUCAGCGUGCCUGUGGGAUCUCCAGAAAGCGACAACGCGGCAGAAGUGGUGGUGCAGGGAGUCAAUGCGGGCGAAGUUGCACUAUUGACUUUAGUGGAGCAGCUGGGGCCUCAGUUGACGAAUACGGACCCAUUUGUCCGCGCCAAAGCUGUUGGACUGUUGUCAUCGAUUCUGACGACCUGCCCCAGCGAGCGGAUUGGAUCCACAGCAGCUAGUGUGCUGUUGACGUUCUAUCUGGAGCGCCUGCAAGAUCAGCCCAGCGUAGCGCAGGUCUUGAAAGGGAUACAAGCCUUACUGAAGGCGGAAUUGGUGAAAUCCGAAGAUGCGGGGAAGAUACCGACAGGCAUCUUCACUGAGCUAGCCGUCCAGACCUUUCAACAAACAGUGCGGCACUCUGUCUUUGAAAUUUUCGACCUGCUAUUACGAAACCAUCUGCAAGUGGUCCAGCAAAUGGGCUCUGACUUCGUCGCCGGCUACAUCCAAGCCAUGGACGGGGAAAAGGACCCUCGCAACCUCCUGCUAGCGUUCCGUAUUGUUCGAACAAUGGUUGAGACGCUGGACUAUGCAAAGUUCACAGAAGACCUCUUCAGCGUUGUGUUCUGUUACUUCCCCAUCACCUUCCGUCCGCCACCAGACGAUGUGUACGGCAUCACCGCCGACGAUCUGAAACUCGCGCUCCGGAAUUGUAUAUCUGCGACCCCGUUGUUCGCCCAGUAUGCGAUGCCGUUGUUGCUUGAGAAGCUGGCGAGCGCGUCCGGCAGUGCGAAACGGGAUGCUAUGGAGACGUUGACCGCGUGUGCGCCGGUGUACGGGCCAGAUGCUUUCAUCCCGCAGGCGGAGCAUCUGUGGAACUACUUGAAAGAAGAGAUCUUCAGGACGGCGGAUGAUCACAACAUUGCGGCAGCCCUCGCCCUUGUCAACGCCAUUACCGUCGCGCUCUCCAGCGCUACGGUCUCAUCGACCAGUGCAAAGUCUCCUCUGGAGGCCUUCUUGGAGCUGGCUGUGAAAGACUCGAUACAUAAUUUUAGGGAUCCGGAACUGAAAUACGGCAAACUGAGCGGGAAGAUGCUCGUUGCUGCUGCCUCUGCUUCAGAUCCCGCAUGCCAUUACGUCUUGAACGCCCUUGUGAACCCACUCCUAGAGCAGUGCUCUAUGCAAAACCUCCCAACCCGUCAGAAAAGCCUUCUCGAAGUCCUAACCGAGUUCAUCAAAGCCGGCCAGAUCGUCUACGGCGUCACCAACGCAGACACCAUGGACAUGGACGACGUCACCAGCAACCCCAUCCUCACCUUCAAAGACCGCCUAUUCCAAGUCUACAUCGCAGCAAGCGCCUCCGAGAGCGAGUACAUGCUUUUACGCCGGGAAGGUUUCCGCGGGCUCGCGGCGCUGAUGAUGUCCCGCCAAGUCCUCGCGGAUAUCGAGAUCAACGUCGCGGUGGAACAACUCAACCAGGCCGUCGUGCGCGGCAAGGACCAGGAGAUCCGGCAAGAAGCACUUACCGCACUCGUGACGUACGGGACAGUGAAACCGGGGGUGAUACUUCAAAAAACUUUCCCGGCCCUAUUCCGUGAACUCCCCGUCGGCAACAUCCCCACCGAAUCCAAUCACGUCCCCAACGUCCUCCUCGCCAUUCUCGCCCUGUCUUCCAUCCCCGACCUGCAAAUGGCCAGCACCCAACGUCUCCUCGAGCGGCUCGACAGUGUCGGGAACCUGCAAAAUCACCAGGAACCCGCACUGCAGUACGCGGAAUCAUUGUCGAAAACGAUCCGCUCGAUUAUUGAAGAUGCGGCGAAAACUUCGCCUGUGGAUCCGACUGUUGACCUGGAUAUGGCGGAGAGUAUCAUCAAGCCGUUCUUGGCGAGGGUUGUUACGGCGUCGUAUCAUAGCGAGGUGUUGUUGAAUCAUCCGCGGAUUUUGGUGAAGUGGGCGAGGAUUUUUGGGGCGGUUAUGCGGGGGAUGGAUGUUGGAUCGCAACAAGCCGUCCUGAACACCGCCAUCGAGCUCUUUGUCAAGGGCGGCACUUCGACCGUCACCGCUAUGGCGCAAACUCAGGGACCCUUUGCACCUCUUCAGCCUGAUGCGCCAGAGAGACAGACACGGCUCGCUAUCCUGUUCAGCGCGUUGCUUUGUAAUUGCAGGCCAGCGACCGCGAUCCCCGUCCCCGAUCUUGGACAAUUCCUGGCCGACCUGCUGGAACGCGCCUUGCGCAGUUCGGACACACAGUUUGCGGAAGCGUUGGCUAAAGCUGCUGCUUCGAUUUUGAACAAAAUCGGCAAUGACGCACAAAUAGCGACAUUCGCGUCGGGUCCGAUCAUGGCGCAGCUCGAGUCUGCCCUCUGCGACGAAACCGCGCCCAUCGAGCGUAGACGGGUCUACAUUUUGGUUUACUCCUGGAUUGUCCGCGCAUUAAUCAUCAGGGCACACACCCUCGGCUUCGAAAAGUCACUGCAAGUCCUGCGACUUCUCGAGACGCCCGCAGGGCUGGAUGCGGCAAAGGGGUUAGGGAUUAUUGUGCAGGAUGCGGAGGAUGGGACGUUGACGAAGAAGGGGUUUGCUGUUGUUAAGCUGUUGUAUAAGCAACGGUUCUUUGGACAUUGUGUGCCGUUGCUGGUGCAGGGGUUCCAGCAAGGGGAUGCGGCAACAAAAUCAACCUGCCUCGUGGCCCUCUCGCACCUGCUCAAGAACGUCCCCAAACAAAUCGUCUCCAACUCCCUCCCACAGCUCUUCCCGCUCCUCCUCUUUUCCCUCUCGCAGCCCAACGCGGAUCUGAAGCUCGCUACCCUCGACACGUUGCAGUCGCUGAUUGGGGACGAUGGAGGCGUCGUGGCGCCGCAGAUCUCGUCGAUUGUGGCGGCGUUGCUGAAGAUUGGUACUGCCGCGGGGGUGGAGGAGGGGGAUACUAUGGCCGUCCGCGUCACCGCCCUCAAGAUCCUCGGCGAGCUGCCCAAGAAGUUCGACUAUGCGCUGCUGUUCCCGCACAAGCCCGAGGUGCUUCGGCGGCUGAACGUGGCGCUAGACGAUCCUAAACGCGUUGUGCGUAGGGAGGCGGCAAGUACGCGUAAUCGCUGGUUUCUGUUGUUGGGGAGGUAGUCUCGUCAGUAGGGAGAUAAUGGUGAGGAGAGUUAGAUAUAGACGCAUGAGCAUUCUUCCUUUUCUUUUAAUCAUCAGUAAAGGAAGUUCGUUCAUUUUCGGGCGGCGUAACGGGGUAGCGCUUGAUGUACUGUACAUAGAUUAGUGCGCAUGCUGUAAGCCAUAUCAGCUAAACUCAAGCAUGCAUUGCAGUAUCUCGCCAUGGGCCGAAUGAAGCAUGAUCCUGAAG